Diabrotica virgifera virgifera (western corn rootworm) is the source of this 3227-nucleotide messenger RNA. RefSeq names its product zinc finger protein 235-like. Bases 71 to 1477 code for a protein of 468 amino acids. Gene Ontology annotation, molecular function: DNA-binding transcription factor activity; RNA polymerase II cis-regulatory region sequence-specific DNA binding. The record is from RefSeq and is a predicted model, not a curated record. Lineage: Eukaryota; Metazoa; Arthropoda; Insecta; Coleoptera; Chrysomelidae. Gene Ontology annotation, biological process: negative regulation of transcription by RNA polymerase II; regulation of cytokine production; regulation of immune system process. The transcript has 4 exons.
AAUGAUAUUUUUUAAUUUUCAUUUUCAGAUUCAGCCAUAGAGAAAUAACAACAAGUGUUUUUAUUUCUCUAUGGAUUCAGCUAUGGAAGUAAAAGCUGAAAUAAUUAAGGAUGAGUUCGUCGAGUAUGAUUCAAAAUAUAUCAAAAAUGAGUCAUCCACAUACUUUGACCAGGGAGAACUGAGGACUGAACCACAAGCUAUGGUAGUUAAAGCUGAAAUUAAAGCAGAGUUUGUUGAAGAUGAUUCAAAAUAUAUCAAAAGUCAGCCAUCCACAUCCCUUGACCAGGGAGACCUGAGGACUGAACCAGGAGGUAACUUAGUUAUGGCAGUAAAAGCUGAAAUUUUGGAAGAUGACCCAAUGUGUAUAGAGAGUCAGUUAUCUACAUCACUUGAUCUGGGAGUUCUGAAGAAUGAAGCAGAUGAGUAUAACUUAGGUUUUCUCGAAGAAGAGAAUACAUCAGAAACUAUGAAAAUAACACUUGGACAUUCAUGUAAUAAAGAACAACGUAAGGGGCGACCUGUUGAAGAAGAAACAUUAAAAUGUGAAAUUUGUUUUAAGCUGUUUACUCAUAGAAGUUCCUUGGAUGCACACAAAAUAUGGCACACUGGAGAAAAACCUUACAAGUGUGAAAUUUGUUUUAAGAAAUUUGGUGAAGCACAUCAUUUGAAAACUCAUUUAAGAACGCACACUGGUGAAAAACCAUACAAGUGCGAAAUUUGUUUCAAGCAAUUUAGUCAAGCAGGUAAUUUGAAAGGACAUUCGAGGGUUCACACUGGAGAAACACCUUACAAGUGUGAAAUUUGUUUUAAGCAGUUUUCUCAAAAACAUCAUUUGAACGAUCAUUUAAGAAUUCACACUGGAGAAACACCUUACAAGUGUGAAAUUUGUUUCAAGCAGUUUACUGCAGCAAGUUCUUUGAAAAGGCAUUUGAAAACACACACUGGAGAAAAACCUCACAAGUGUGAAAUUUGUUUUAAGCAAUUUAAUGUAGCACACCAUUUAAAAUGUCAUAUGGCAACGCACACUGGUGAAAAACCUUACAAGUGCAAAAUUUGUUUUAAGCAGUUUAGUGUAGCGCCCAAUUUGAAAACUCAUUUAAGAAGGCACGCUGGUGAAAAACCUUACAAGUGCGAUAUUUGUUUUAGGCAAUUUACUGUAGCAGGUACUUUGAAAAUACAUUCUAGAGUGCAUACUCAAGAGAAACCUUACAAGUGCGAAAUUUGUUUUAAGCAGUUUUCUACGAAAGGUCAUUUGAAUGAACAUUUGAGAUUCCACGCAGGAGAAAAACCUCACAAGUGCGAAAUAUGUUUUAAGCGGUUUUCUACAAAAAGCCAUUUGAAGGAACAUGUGAGAACACAUACAGGAGAAAAACCUUACAAGUGCAAAAUUUGUUUUAAGCAGUUUAGUUUAGCAUCCACUUUGAAAGCUCAUUUAAGAAGGCACGAUGGUGAAAAAUCUUACAAGUGCGAUAUUUGAUUGAAGCAGUUUUCUCAGAAAAUUCAUUUGAAUAGACAUUUGAGAUUGCACACUGGAGAAAAUACUUAAAAGUGCGAAAUUUGUUUUAAGCAAUUUAGUUUAGCACCGAAUUUGAAAUCUCAUUUAAGGGGGGGGACGGAUAUGGUUUGAAAUAUUUAAUUUUUUUUAGUAUUUCAAAUAAAAGUGCAUACAUACAUUCAAGAAUACUCUGAAAAUUUCAGAUUGAUCGGAAUAAAAUUACCAGAGAUACAAAGUGUUGAAUAUCCCAACCUUCGACUCGCUUUGCCGCGGCUUCGAGCCAGCACGCUUGAGCGUAGUGAGAAACGUUAAACAACUGUUCGUCUUCUCUUUUGUAGAUUACUCCGCGAUUCAAAAAACAUUCCAAUGUUCAUCACUUUACGAUUUGGCAGACAAAAAAUAAGAAGAUGAAGAUGCAGUUGUCAAAGCUUUAAACGCAUUUUUCUUAAAACUGCUUUUUCUAAUGAGAUGGACAUUGUAACUGAAAAACUACUUAACUUUAGUCAAGUACAAAAGACUAACUUUUUUAGGGAUUUGAAAACUUCUGUCUCGAAUCCAGAGAACCUUAUCGUAGCCAAUAUUCAUGGUACUAUAUUCUAUCCAUUGUAUAACAAAUAUUUAUACUUGUAAAUAGCACGGAAGAAACCAAAUUAGCAUUAGUUCCAAUUGGGCAGCUUUCAGAAGCUCAAGAAGCAAGAACCAAAGAUUGCGGCAGGUUCCGGGAGCACAACCCCAGAAAGUGUUCACGUAUUGACACGACUACAGGUUUACUUUCAAUGUUGAUAAUAACAUUAUGAUCUACUGAUCCAUAGCCUCAGAGUAAUUUUAAAAAAGAAGGCUGGUCAAUUGUAUACAGAUUGUAUACAAUUGAUUAUAACUCCUACACUAGAGUCUCGACUUCUGUCAAGUUUACUUCACAAUCACACGAAUAUUUAUUUAAUAUAUGUAUUUGUAUUUAUAAUGUAUUAAAUAUACAAAAACUUUUGUUUUUAAUUUUUUUACUGAUUCUCUAGACCAGGGGGUCGCCAAUUAUAUUCCCCGAGGGUCCGUUUCGAAAAGCUAUGACAUUUCCAGGGUCCGGAGUUAAUGCUACCUCCUUCUGAUUGUUGUGAUUCGGUUUCUUUGAGGAUUCUUGUUAAAACAUAUCCCCUAUAAACAAAUCGGACGGGUGCCGGGCAAAAUUUUUGAGCAGAAAUUGUUUAACAAUUUUUUUUUAACAAAUUCAAAAUAUGUAUCACCUUUUUGUCCCCGAAAAUAUGAUUUUAGCAUUUUUGGGUCAUCUUAAACAAAAAAGAUCUGUCAUUUUUCUCAAAGGUUGAUAUAUUUUAAGUUUUAAAUUUUAAUUUGUUUAAAACAUUGUUUCCUAUGUAAAAAAUGUACAACCUGUCUGAAGUUUGGAAUGAGUUUAGUGCAACUGAUUCUCAUUAAGGUGUUGAGAUAUUCAUCUGUUAGCUGAGAUCUGUACCGAUUUUUAAUAAAGUUCAGUCUUGAAAAAGCGGCUCCGUACAAUAAGUUAAGCCAAACAUAGUAUGUACACAAUUUCAUGGGCAAGCAUUUUCAAAAUUGCAAAACACUAUAUGCUGAAAUUAAUUGCUGUCCGCACAAAACUAGCCUAGGUCCGGAUGCGGACCGCGGUCCGCCAAUUGGUGACCCCCUGCUCUAGACUUCUUUGAUUCAGUUUUUACUAAUAAAAAUGGCUUAUUUUAUUAUUGUUUAUCAUCAUCAUCAUCAU